Monomorium pharaonis (pharaoh ant) is the source of this 6499-nucleotide messenger RNA. RefSeq lists its product as uncharacterized. Bases 489 to 5354 code for a protein of 1621 amino acids. The record is from RefSeq and is a predicted model, not a curated record. Lineage: Eukaryota; Metazoa; Arthropoda; Insecta; Hymenoptera; Formicidae. The transcript has 5 exons.
GAAACGCAGCCGAUCCGCGACAAUGGAUGUAAACAAGAAUUCGAUUUGAACGGUGUCGUAACGUAAAUAAUUACAACUGUCAUCGUUUGUGGGUCACGCGGAGUGCAGCGAAGCGGACGUGCCGGCCGCACAUCAAGUUGUGAAAGAACGCGUGAGAUGUAAAUCACCUUUCUGGACCGCUGUUUUAACGUGAACGCUCCGCACGAGAAGUGACGCGCAUAUUUGCGCGUUCUAACCUGCAAACUCCUCCGUUGUCGACGACAGACGCUAAAGCGAUGAGUAUCGUGGUGGGACAGGUAUGUCCAGUUUCUGCUUGACUGUCGCUCACCACGUACACGCCGACCAGCGAGGAGCAUCCGUGGCACGACGACGAGCGGCGGCGGACGCGCGGGCAGACGAAACUCGGGUAUGAGAGGCGCCAAAGGGUACGAGAGAAUGUAUCGUAGGUCGCCGUUAGUAGCAAUAGUAAUAGUAGUAGUAGUAGUAGUAUGGAAUACGACUCAGAAUCUAGUUGCGAGGGCAGACGUUGUCUAAAAGACAACCUCGAGAAGACUUCAGUGACGCGCGAAGGAUGCGACCGACGCGACGACGACGCCCCGUCGCCGUCGGCGUUGCCAAUCGAGUUGCCGCUCAGGUUCAGGUCGCGUCACCUCGGCGCCAAGAAGAGCCUCUCCGCGCAGGUGAUGGAAUAUUAUCGCAAAUAUGCCCGGGACACCACUCUAGAUCAAUACUUCUCGCUACCAGUGUCAACUAUUCCACAGGAAGCCGUUAAGUACUAUUACAGCGUGUACGAGCUGAGCGCCCAAGUGGGCAACGGCUCGUUCAACAACAGGCAGGACUGCGUCGGCGAGGAGUACGAUCUCAAGUCCUGCGCGGCGCCGAAGGAGAGGCGCAGGUGGGUAAGGCCCCCGUUGAUCGGACAGUCCUCCUCCAGCGCGGAUGCCUCGUCCAGGUUCAAUGUUCAACCGUUGACUGAUCUCCAGACGCCGCCGUCGCCUCCUGAUCUCAAGCGCGCCACACCGGAGACGAUACACGAGGAGAGGAGCGAGACAAGUCAGGACAAGUCGUUUCUGAACGACGCAAGCGAUCGAAAGUUGACUUCCUCGCCAACCUCUAGCGUGGCGUCGUACAAGCCACUGGAGUGGGACAGCGGUGCGGACGUCGGCUACUUCAACUCGAUUGCUCACAGCAAGCAAGACGACAAGAGCAGAUUGAGCACGAUAGAACGCAUGGCCCUGGCGCGAGGAUGCUCCGCCGCUUUACGGUUAGACCCGGAGGGCACCACCGAGUCCGGUAUGCAAUCCGGUAAGAAUGCUGCGACGGCGCAGAGCGGCGGCUCGAAAUCGUCGACCGUGCCCGACGCAAACUCCACGCCGUUGAUCGGAAAUAUCUCUCCGGGAUCGGAAAGCGAAAUAGAGAUAACGCCUAUCGUCAAGAAUCAUCUGCCGGGCAUCAUAACGGGGGAUGACAUAAAGUCACAGGAGAGAUGCGCAACCUCGAACGAGCCCGUGAAAGCCGUGGUGAGGCCCACCAGACUCGAGAUACAUGACAUUACCCCCACGUCGUCGUCCGCGUUCAAGGUACCACCACCCAAAUAUUCGACGGAGGGGAGAAGGAGCGCGAGUAAACGCGCAAAGGAGAUAGCACGUCCGUCGAGUUCGCCGCUGCAGAAGAGCACCUCGAUGAACAUGAUACCACUAUCAGCGCAGUCCUCGAAAUCCACGUCGUUGAAGAGGAGUCAGAGCGAGGUGAAUCUGCACGUUAAGGAGAGAAAGCCUAUAUUCCCGCUCAUCUUCAACUCCUCAUCCUCGAUCGCCACGGUGGUGAACAAACCCGCCACCUGCGACAAGGUGAUACAAACGAGUCCCGAUGUGUGCACUCAGGAAUCCGUCGGCGUGCAGGUCUCCGAUCUCGAGGAGUACAAACCGCCUCCGUCAGUGGAAAAGGAAGAUCUCAAUUUGCAAACGGCGAUACAUUCAAUUUUGAAGAGGUCUAAGGAUACAUACAAGGUUAAAAAUCCAAGAAGAUGCGGCGACGCCUCGUGCUCGAUGGACGAUGCCGAGGUCGUCGUCGGCGUCGCGGACGCCGACGCGAAGGAGAGCCAAGAACAGCGUCAAAACAGCUCGGACGUCUCGCGAAAUGCGUCGACCUCGGCGACGCCGCAGCCUGACGAGACGGAGAACGUGUCCGGGCGAGCCAACAGUUUUGAAUACUUCCCGGGACACGCCUACGCGCCAAACUUGCCAAACGAGAGGGACAGCCACGGAGCUUCCUCUGACACCGCUAGUAGAUCGAACUCCACCCUACCGAACAGCAGUUCCAGCGUAAAUGACAAGCUCUGGGGAGACUCGGACAGCCUGGUCCGGGAUCUGGAGAGGAGCGUUAAUAUCCUGAAGAGUCUCGUCGAUGCGAACAAAUGCGACAAGCAAGUCAAGAAGAGACUGAUACAGCACGUGAUCAAGCGGCUCGUGACUGCCAAGUACACGGACGACAAGAUUGAGCACAACUUGGAGGACAACGUUCCUUGGAAUCCGGACGACGCUAGGAACAAGGUUUAUCGGGCCGAGCUGCUUCAGGCAUUGGCGAACAAGCACAGCACUACUGAGUCCUCGGACGAGUGGAACCUGCGAAAGAAGGAUGCGUCCGUGGGACAGAAGUCCAUGGGUGAAACCGCCAGCGAUGUCAUAAAGGAGGUCGCUUUAGGGAGCAGUAACAGCGAAAAAUUCGACCGACAUACGGACAGAACCGAGAUGGACGGCAGAAAGGCGCGGCUGGGAUUAAGAACUGACGAUUGUCGACAGACCAGCAAUACGCUGACGGAUCCCGACAAAAGCGAAAGCUCGGAAUGCUUCGUGCCACAGCGCAAUCACAAGAGCGCUAAGGUAAACGACAUAUUUUGCUUCAAGGAAAACUGUAAGCACAGGGAAUCGACGACGACGAACAGUAUACCACCAGAUCACAACAGGAUCUUACUAGAUGCCGUCGUGAACAACCGAAGAACGCCAGUCGAGUCCAACAACAACACGGACAAUAACACCGACUGGCGAUUACCGACAACGUCGUCCGAGAGGCGGUUCGAGUUGAAGAAGUGUAGCAUGUCUGAAUCCGGUGACUCCAAACUGGUUAAUUACGCCGAGAUGGAAAAGAGAAAUCAACUGAUUUGGAUUACAAACGAGAUUAGUCAUCUUUGUAAUUUGAAAAAAUUACUGGAACAGCCCAGGCGAUUAGAAAGACCGAAAUCCUCGCCAAGAAAAUCUAAAUCAGCGAAUCUCAAAUCGAAGCAAGCAGCGAUACUUAGGCGGGACCAACACACGGAUGCCUUGCACGGCAGUGUAUCCGACUUGCAAGAGGAUUCCGUUAAUGAGCCAUGGUCAUCUCACUGCAACUUGGCGGUAUGCGAAGCUGCUGGUGACACUGUAAUUCAGAGGAUCAUGAAACGUAACAGUUGCACGCAAACGGCCACAGGCGUAUGUAGCGCUUACUCGAAAACCGGCGGGGAGAUCGUGUCUGCCACGAGAACGCGAAGGACCGCUACGAAGAACGUUACUGUCGGUGUGCAGACGCUACUCUCUCUAAGAAGAAAAGCGUCAUCUUCGACACCGGUGACGGCGGAAUCAGACGUGUACGACAACACGACGAAAUAUGCGAAUCCCCAAAAGUCGUGCACGCAUUACCAAAACAGCACCAGGUGCAGAGAUCAAUCGUGCCAGACGCACACCGAUUCGAUCGUGCAACGUACGUCGUGUACACGUUGUAAACAGAGUCCGUCAUCCGAGAAGGCUUUGAUAAGAUCGCGAAAGGGUCAUCAAGGGACGGACGCAUCGGCCAUCUCGCAGCAGACGCAGACAAACUAUGCGAGCGACAACAGCACGGCAAUAGAUCCUGUUCGUCGCCGUAUGUCGCAAAACGACGCCAUCCAGCCGAAACCGAAGGAAGCUAAGAAUCAAAUCAACGCGUCAAAAUCAAAAUGCAAUUGCACAUGUGGCGUUUAUUUGUCGUCUGUCGCCGAUAACAAGGACGAUUCGAGCGCCGCCGUUAAAACCAACAAACGGACCGAAUGUUACAAACGGCCGUUUACGACAUGUUCAUUGUGUUUUAAACAGAAGCUUGCUGAGGACGUUGAUGAUGCUAUCUGCGGCGUGUGUCAGAAGAAUAAUUCUUGCACGCAUAAUAAUCACAUCUCGGAGGUUGAACAGAACUGCGAGAAUGCGUGCGAAUGUGACAAUGUCUCUGUUAACGACGCGGAUAGAAGGAUCGUCAUUGGCAAGUCCCGACAGAACUACAACGCGGCGGAAAGCCAGGGCAGAAUGCGCGCGUUAAACUGCAGCGAGCAGAAUGACACGGCGAAGAUCAUUUGUAAUUGCGCGAACGAUUGUGCUACGUGCCAUAAUUCGGGAACACAGUUGUGCGAAUGCUGUUCGAGCGGUAAAAUUGACACUAACGAUUCGUCCUGCCGUUUUGAGUGUCGUCUAAAGACAGUGGAGCGCCAACCGCAAAUCUACUCCAAUAGUUCGCAGAAUAGCAACAAUAUCAACAAUCGACAACGAAAAGUACAAAGUAAUAGCUUAAAAUGCAAUUGUGAUGAGGCUUGCUCUUGUAAUAAUAGUCAAGCAAAGGACACUGUCAAAGGGAAAACGUGCAAGAGUUACACGUCAAAACCAAAUUACGUAGACAAUACCAGUAUUAAUAGGACUGAGAGAAAUUACAAACAUUGUCGCGCGUGUGGUGCCAUGUAUCAAAAUACCAGGAAAUGUGGCUGUCGUCAAACGUACCCCAAAGCUAUCGCGUACGAAUUAUCGUUUACGAAGGAAAACAUCUCAAAGAAUGAAAUCUCCGAUACUGCGACGCCGAAAGUCUCCAAGCAAUCAUUGAACGCGGCAAAAUCGGAUGCCUGUCCUUGCGACAUUAUAAAACGAAAUAAUUCCAACAAAAAUCUUCAUCAAACGAGUACACUGCAGGAUUAUUUAUCUAGAAAUAAUCCCGAGUUUGUGGGUAAUGCAGAAACACGUCGGCAGUAUUUGUCAGAAAUAUGCCAGUUACGAGAAUGGAGGAAAGAGAAACGAAUACAAUUAUUGGCGAUGGCUAGUAUGUCCAACGUUAUUAAAUCUGCACCAAUACGAAAGCCAACAGUUUACAUGCAACGAAAAAUUACUGAUGAAGAGAUGAAGGAAAGAUCACGUAAACGGUAUCUCCGAUUAAAUGAAGUGCGAUUCAAACGGCGACAACAAGAACGGCAAGAGGAAGCACGUCGAAAUAAACUCAUGGCGAAGAUCUUUUGCAAGAGAUUGCAGCAAAAAGUAUUAAGGGGCCAAGUAGAUUUAUCUCAAAGCGUUAGCGUUAUAUCUAAUUUGUAGAAUUAUUAACGCCUACUUGUGUAUGCCGUUCCAUUUUUGCAAAUACCCAUGAUAGGAGCUAUCUCACGGAUUUUAUGGAAAUUUUCUUAUUACUUCUUACAGCAGAAUUAAAAUUUUUUUAAAAAUACAUAAGAUAUAAUAAUUUUAUAAUUCUUAUAAAAGAAUAUUGUCAAAAUUUAUUUCGAGAAACGUAAUGAUGAAAAACUAAUAUUAUUUGUUUCAGAAAUAUUUAAUAAAAUUAUUUUUUAUAACAAAUUAGAGCAAACGACAAAAUUAAACAAAUAUCAACAAAGUCUAUGAGAUAGUUCUUAAUGUCAUACACACUUACCUUUUUACAAACGCGUAUCUUUAAGUGAAAAAGUUCUAAAGUAUUCUAUUUCUUGAAAAGAGAGAUAUACACGUUUUACACUUAGAAGUAUUAUCUCAGGUAGUUGCAUUAAAAUUUGUAUUACGAUGUUUUUUUUUUUUAUAGUAAAAUUGCAUAAUAGAAUUUGAAUUUAUGAUCUAUUUAUGACGAUCAAAUAUGUAUUACAAAUAAUGAAGGAUUUGAUCUGUUCUACUUAAUUUGCAAAAGUUACUCGUGUACUUUAAGUUUAUUUUUACGAGUGCAGAGAUGACAUGACUAAAUAGUACAAAAGGAUAUUGAAUCUUUUUUAUAUACGUUUUAUCUACUUUACAUACAUUAUAGUUACAAGAACACAUUCUUUAGGUCUUUUAGGACAAUGAUCUGUAUGUUUCAGCUUCCGUUUCUUAUCAGAUUAAUAUCGGUAUAAUUUCGCUGACUUCAUAUUUAAGUAUGAAAUACAUUUCUUAUCUGUAAUCAAUAAAUGAAACAUGCUAAAAUAGUUCUUCGCAUGCGGAUGAAGUCAAAAAUUGAAUUUAGCAAAAACAUACCGGUAUUAAUUGUUGAUAAAAAUAUAACAGUAAUUUACGUUUGUACACAUACAGUAUAACAAAAUUAUUUUCACGUAGUGAAACAUAUCGUUGAAACAUACCAUUGAUCAUAAAAACUGAAUGCUUUAAAAUAAGAAAUAUAAUUAAAUAUCUAUAUACGUAGUACCUGAAUCUUGUAGUAUAGCAUUUUUUUAUUACAUAUGAAACGUGCUAAUAAAUUCUUAAAUAUAUAUAUAUAUACUUUAAAAAAA